CAUCAGCCCUCAUUCGAGGGGGAACUCCUGUCACAGCUCAUAAUUGUCUUUUGUAAGUUCGCGAAUACUGAUUCCGCACCUUCCAAUGUUCAAGUCAGCCAACUGUACAUCCUCAACACAAAGCUCGAAUUCUAGCAGCCCCAUCCGGAAGCUCCAAGACGAGGCAGCCCACCAUCGAAAACCCACGCGACGCGCUCACCUUGGAUGUACGGGCACACGGCCUCUUGUAAUCAUAAUAGAAGGAGGUGCCAACGGUGACUGGUAUGCAGACGGCAAGGCUCAAGGCUGAAUCGCAAGGACGGAAAGCUAAGCUUGCCAAUUCAUACCAUGAGUUAUUGGAAGAGUUUUCGUCGAAAGACCUUCGUUCCGUCGGAAAUUAUACACUGGGACGUUUGAUCGGGAAAGGGUCAUUUGGCAAAGUCUAUCUCGCAUCGCAUAAGCUCACAAAUGGCUCCAAGGUCGUCCUCAAGUCUGCCAACAAAGAUGACUCGAAUCUUGCUCGCGAAAUACAUCAUCAUCGACAAUUCAUACAUCCUCAUAUUGCACGACUGUACGAAGUUAUAGUGACAGAGAGCUUGGUUUGGCUAGUGUUGGAGUAUUGCCCAGGCGACGAACUGUACAACUACCUCCUGAAGCAUGGCGCAUUACCCGUGGAAAAAGUACAAAAGGUGUUUACUCAACUGGUUGGAGCCGUCACAUAUGUGCAUAAUUCCUCAUGUGUCCACCGGGAUCUGAAACUGGAGAAUAUCCUGUUAGACAAGCACGAGAAUGUCAAAUUAUGCGAUUUUGGUUUUACUCGAGAAUAUGAGGGGAAGUCUAGCUAUCUGCAAACCUUUUGCGGGACCAUUUGUUAUAGUGCUCCUGAGAUGCUCAAGGGAGAAAAAUAUGCGGGUGAGAAAGUUGAUGUUUGGAGUUUGGGUGUUAUACUAUACGCCCUUCUAUGCGGGGAGCUACCUUUCGAUGAAGAUGACGACAAUGCAACGAGGACCAGAAUUCUUACUGCCGAGCCGAAAUGGCCUGAUCAUCUUACCCCGGAUGCUCGUUCUCUUCUUGGACUACUUCUUUCGAAACGGCCUAUAAUUCGACCUUCUCUCCCAGACAUCCUAGCCCACCCGUUUCUGGCAGAACACGCACCACAACAGCAGGCCAUCUUAAAACUUCAACAACCGCCACCUUUUGCUACGUCGUUGGAGAAAGAGACUCUUGAACGCAUGCGCAGUGCUGGAGUUGACAUUGAUCAGGUGAUUGAGAAUGUUCUGGCCCGUCGAUGUGAUCCGUUAGCUGGCUGGUGGACCCUGCUUAUCGAAAAAGAAGAAAGGAAAGCCAUCCGCAGAGAACGAAAGCGGAAAGAAAAAGAAGCCGAAAAUCGAGCCUCGAGGAGACUGAGUGGUGCGAGCAGUCGACUAGAACGUAUGGCUCCAACCCUGACUGGAGUCGAUGAAGAGGGCCAAGAACUCAGACUGGGCGAGCCUCCCAGGAGCAGAGGCCGGAAAGAGAGACGAAGUGCACACUAUCCGGACCUCAUUCUCACGGACUUACCUGGUCUUCCAGAGCACUCUCAAUUAGAUUCUCCUGAAGUAGCGACGCCGCCUCCGCCGAUAGAGAAAGACUCAAUCCGGUCAGCAAGCUCUUCAAGGCAUCGCCGUCCUAUCCCUCCUCCAAAAGAAGGUACAAUACGAGGAGCUAAGUCUCGGGGUAGUACUUUGCAGCUAGUAACUUCCAAUCCUGAUCUUCUCAACCCCCAAGCGAACGGAAUUGUACAAAGGCCCCCUCGCAGGAAGCACCAACAUGCUUUCAUUAAUCAACUGGCUCAUUGGAAGCACUGGCUUUUAGACUCUGCAAAACGUGCGAAGUCUCCAGGCAAAAGAAUGAGCCGCUCUACCCCUGAUCUGCUCCAAAAAUCGGCCAACAGCUCACGAACAGGACCAAAAGAGCCAAGCCCACGGCCAGCCACUUCUAAAACGCCUCCUUCAGCAAGACCAUUAUUACAACCAGGACCGCAGACCCAUCCACCAGUUGCAAGGAUAUAUACCACACCAACCCCAGGGAAUAAGCGCCACUCACUCUCCCCUUCCCCAUUGACACCUCGCUCUACAUUUCGACGUUCUAGCACAGGUCUUCGUGGACGAAAGUCGACGUCCUCAUCGGUGUCCUCAGUUCGCACUAUUCAUCAUCACCAACAUACACAUUCCAAAGCGUCUUCGACCUCUUCUAAUGGUUCCGGGUCAAUGAGUAAGGUGUCCCUGCCAUCACGAAGUCCUCAUCACUCCGUCAAGGUCCUACCUGCAACUCCCACCACAAGCGCUUUCCCAUCAAAUAUUCGAGUUGUGCGGCAGCCACCCAUCUCAAGCUUCAACGAGGCGCCAUGGGGUCAGCCUGUUGGUGGUUUGGUCUUUGCGAAGAGGAAAAAGAACAUAUUCAAAGGACCCAUGCUCAACACUUCCUCAUCAAGCGGGUCCGCAAACGGAUCAGGUCACAAUAGAACAGGAAGCCAUAGUCGCAGCGCGAGCGUGGCUGGUCGUCGAAGCGGAGAGAUUAUCGAGGAAGAAGACGAGGAUGAGAUCGAAGAAGUUGACGCUUUCAGUCCCUUGAACGGACCGGAAGAAAUCGAGGAGGUGUAUCCUGACGCCGAGACCACUGUGAAUGGAGCUGAGGAUAAAGAACUUUCUAAACCCAGCUAGCUGGCACUAGGGAGGGAUUGAUGUAUGAUUGAUGUGUGUGAUUAUAGAAGUCAUGAGUGAUUGCGGUUGUGUUUUCUCUUCUGCUGUUCCUUAGCGAGUUUGCUGGGUUUUUUUUCCCUUCAUCACUAUUCUUCUCUUGUACCAGCGUUGCAUGGUUCUCGCAUAUUUGAGUCUCUAUCUUUGGGAACAGUACAGUAAGAUACAAUACCCAUGCCAUUUGUAAGGUAUGGUUGUACUUUUGGCACGCAUACUUAGGCAUACGAAUAGGUGAUUUUUGUUCAUAGAGUGUGCAUGGUAGAUAGACGGAUGAGUGAAAACUGUAUUGAUACCAGGUCAAAC
Molecule: messenger RNA, 3020 nt
Organism: Mollisia scopiformis
Lineage: Eukaryota; Fungi; Ascomycota; Leotiomycetes; Helotiales; Mollisiaceae
Product: kinase-like protein
Exons: 5
Coding region: 264-2681 (805 amino acids)
Biological process (GO): protein phosphorylation; intracellular signal transduction
Cellular component (GO): cytoplasm
Molecular function (GO): protein serine/threonine kinase activity; ATP binding
Source: RefSeq, a predicted model, not a curated record